AUCUUGCAAUGCAAGCCGUGCCGAUGACGGAGGUGGGAGCGAUAGGCGAGAGGUAGGACGAAGCUCCCAGGCUUCCAACUAAGCUGAAUCAACAAGUUAAGUAGGCUACCCUGCCACUGUCAGCCUGAGCCUUGCUCCUUUUCCCAGAUCCCCCUCAAUUGGAUCAGACCUUCCUAUAUUCACUAUCAGCAAGCAUUUCACCGUCAAACUCUCCAUAAUGACCAUCUCCCACUACGGCGUCUGGAUCGGCCAGCCCACCCGCUACGAGGCUCAGACCGACGCCGAGGAUCCCAAGUCCCCUCACAUCUACCUCUAUUUCAAGGAUGACACUUCCUCCCGCAAGCAGCUUGAGGCCGCCAUCAACGUCAAGUCCACCGAUACGGAUAGUCGCCUCGUCUACUGGUUCGACCGCAACUUCACCCACACCAUCACCGAACAGCUUGGCAGCCUGGACCAGGGCUUCCACCUUCUCACCAGCUCCGUGCACAGCCAGUCGCGCCGGCGUCGCGAGGCUUCAACCAGCAUCCAGGGGCUGGACUUUGUCCGCACCAAGGGGCUGGUGGACAUUGAUGCUGGCACGGUUCUCGGGGCGGACGGCGAUCAAGACAUCCUCGACCAGGUAGAACCCAUCCUGACGGAUGCGAUCGACCAGAAGGCGACCAUCUACAUCUUCGGCUCCUCGUAUGGCUCGGGGAUCCACGAUAUCCACAUGAACCAGGGCAGCGAGGGCUACACCAACGGGAUCUAUGAAGACGGGGCCCUGUUGUUCCGGUUCGAUGAUGGGCAUUGGGAGGCGAUCUUCUUGGCCUUUGCGUCCCAGAAGAUCCCCACAGAUGACAAGGGUGAGCCUGAGAGCGAUAGCCAGUCGUUGGCUACGAUUCUGGGUCAGUAGGCGCGGGGCUGGUUUCGGGGUGAGGGGCAAUGAGGUGUUACGUGUGUCACAUCACAGAUUGAUUUAAUAGGUUGAUCGUGCGCUUCGAAGAUAGCAUCAGUUUCAAUAUAAUCCAAUUUCAAGGCAAG
Messenger RNA from Aspergillus uvarum CBS 121591, 1020 nucleotides. Its product is annotated as YukJ family protein. The transcript has a single exon. Bases 218 to 892 code for a protein of 224 amino acids. NCBI's taxonomy places the organism in Eukaryota, Fungi, Ascomycota, Eurotiomycetes, Eurotiales, Aspergillaceae. The record is from RefSeq and is a predicted model, not a curated record.